Molecule: messenger RNA, 924 nt
Organism: Closterium sp. Yama58-4
Lineage: Eukaryota; Viridiplantae; Streptophyta; Zygnematophyceae; Desmidiales; Closteriaceae
Source: the annotation of a GenBank genome assembly
AUGACCGAUGCCAAAGACGGCGUUUCCCUUUUCGAUCACGCUACUGGCACUGCCGCUGCUCCUGCUGACAGUGCUCCUGCUCUUGACCGCUCACAUCAGCACAAGACUGCUAAGGCACUGUACGACGCUGUAGUUGCGCGCUACUCCUCCCCAGCCACUGCAGCUGUAGGACGUCUCAUCCUGCCCUACCUGUUCCCAUACCUGUCCUCCUUUCCCACUGCUGAGGACCUCAUCUCUCACCUCCGCACUAGUGACGCCCGCUUUCAAGCCGCUCUUAAGGUCGAUUUCCUUGCCGCCAACCCCCCUCCGCUCUACUGGACCCUCUAUCUCCUCGUCACCCGCCUCCCUGACACCCUUAGCGUAGUCAGGGACCAUUUCCUCGCCAUGGAUCCCACCGAGAUCACUCUAGCAGACUUCGAGCAGCAGCUUCUCGCAGCAGAGAAGAAUAUCCUAGCUCUCGGUGCCGCUAGAGGUACUCCCCGCACUCCCCUCUUUGAGGGGUGCUCCCCCUCCCCCCUCCCCCCCUCCUACGUCUCAGCUGCUACUGCCGUUGACCUCUAUGGCACUGAGCAGGUCGCAGCAGCCUCCGCCCCUAGUGGGAAGCGCGGCGGUGGCAGGGGCGGCAAGGGUGGCAAGGGUGGUGGAGGCGGGGGUGGAGGGAGCGGUGGUGGAGGCGGUGGGGGUGGUGGGGGGUGUGGAGGUGGUCGCGGGGGUGGAGGUGGUGGGUGGGGUGGCAGUGGGGCCGGGAGUGGUGGAGGCGGCAGCGGCGGUAAGGGGGGAGGAGGAGGUGGUGGUGGUGGAGGAGGUGGGGGCGGGAGUGGGACCGGUGCAGCAGCAGCAGCAGCAGCAGUAGCAGCAGCAGCAGCAGCAGCCGCAGCAGCAGCCGUCGCAGCGCCAGACCCCCUCUUCCCAGCAGCUUCAUGA